Messenger RNA from Trichomycterus rosablanca, 3105 nucleotides. RefSeq names its product extracellular calcium-sensing receptor. The record is from RefSeq and is a predicted model, not a curated record. NCBI's taxonomy places the organism in Eukaryota, Metazoa, Chordata, Actinopteri, Siluriformes, Trichomycteridae. Gene Ontology annotation, molecular function: G protein-coupled receptor activity. The transcript has 5 exons. Bases 16 to 2367 code for a protein of 783 amino acids. Gene Ontology annotation, cellular component: plasma membrane. Gene Ontology annotation, biological process: G protein-coupled receptor signaling pathway.
CGCUGGGUCCAGACCAUGGUCUUCACCAUCGAGGAGAUAAACAGGAACCCCGCUCUUUUGCCGGGGGUGAAGCUGGGAUACCGGAUUCUGGACUGCUGCGAUCACGUUCACACCAGCCUGCAGAGCGCGUUCACUCUGGUCAACAGAUCCUCUAACCUUGACGUGGAAGCUUCUGCAGCCAGUAGUCCACGCUGCCUUUCUAAAGCUCCUGUUCCUGCUAUCAUAGGCCUGGCAUCAUCCACCCCGACCAGGACAGUAGCUCACACGUUCGGACCAUUUGAGAUCCCUCUGAUCAGCUACUUUGCGACCUGCACGUGUCUCACCGAUAAGCGUAUUUACCCCUCGUUCCUGCGCACCGUCCCCAGCGAUGUUUUCCAGGUUCAGGCUCUGGUUCAGCUGAUGGAUCAUUUCGACUGGCGUUGGGUGGUCACGAUAGGCACGGAGGACGAUUACAGUCGCUACGGGAUCCAGGCCUUUACGGAGGAGCUGGAGAGACGGGGUGGCUGUGUGACUUUCCACCGUACCAUCCCCAAGGUGCCCGUUCCGGAACAGAUCAGUGGGAUUGUUGAUGCCUUGGAGGCCUCCACAGCUCGGGUGGUCGUGGUUUUCGCAACAGAGGGUCAGCUCCUGGAGCUGCUGAUGGAGGUGGCCCGGAGGAACCUGACAGGCUGGCAGUGGGUGGCCAGUGAGGCCUGGGUGACCGCCAGUAUGCUCACUGCACCUGAGUUUCAACACGUCUUAGCCGGGACGUUGGGCUUUUCCUUCAGAGGAGCCAACAUCUCUGGACUGGCUGAGUUUCUCCUCAAGGUGCGCCCCUCGGCCGACCCCGGGGCCGUCUUCACUAACAUGUUUUGGGAAGAACAGUUUGGUUGCAGGCUAAGUUAUGCUGGCAGUAGGGGCGCAGACAGGCCGCUGUGUACUGGUUUGGAGGAUCUAACCCAGGUGGAAAGCAGUUACACGAGCAUGACUCCGGUGCGAGUCUCCUAUAACGUGUAUAAGGCGGUAUACGCCAUCGCCCAUGCCCUACACCAGCUUCUACAGUGCACCCACUCGGCACAAGACUCAAAUCAGAGGAGCUGUAAGACUGGCACACAGUUCUCACCUGGGCAGUUACUACAGUAUCUGAGGAACGUAAAGUUUACCAACCAGUUUGGAGAGAAAGUGUAUUUCGAUGAGAACGGAGAGCCGGUUCCACUGUACGACAUCAUCAACUGGCAGAGAGACGGGCACGGUGGAAUCCGUUUCCGGAAAGUGGGCAGCUACGAUGGUUCGGCGUCCCGUUGGCAACAGCUUGACGUUAACAUGAACCUGAUCGAAUGGACAGGAGGGCAGAGAAAGGUUCCUUCGUCUCUGUGUACGUCCCCGUGUCCUCCCGGGACUCGACAGGCCACGCGGACAGGACAACCCGUCUGCUGCUUCGACUGUCUGCCCUGCACCGACGGAGAGUUCUCCAACACAUCAGGAGUCACAGAAUGCAUCAAGUGUCCUCUGUAUUACUGGUCCAACGCUGAGAGGGUGGCAUGCGUGGCUGGCAUCGAGGAGUUCCUUUCCUUUCAGGAGGUCAUGGGUAUCAUCCUGGUGGCGCUGUCUCUCCUCGGGGUCGCCGCCGCCAGCGCCGUCUUUGUGAUCUUCUUCCGCUUCAGAACCACUCCUAUAGUCAAAGCCAACAACUCGGAGCUGAGCUUCCUGCUCUUGGUGUCUCUGAAACUCUGCUUCCUCUGCUCACUGGUGUUCCUGGGUCGACCCUCUCUGUGGUCCUGCCAGGCCCGGCAGGCGGCGUUCGGGAUCAGCUUCGUCCUCUGCAUCUCCUGCAUCCUGGUGAAGAGCAUCGUGGUGCUGCUGGCCUUUCGUUCCACCAUGCCGGGUUCCAGCUCCCUGAAGCGCUUCGGUCCGACUCAACAGAGAGCGUUCAUUGUCUUCUGUACUGCCGGCCAAGCCGUGCUCUGCAUGAGCUGGCUGGUAUCGUCGCCCCCGUACCCCUAUAAGAACACCUCCUAUCAGGGCGGGAGGAUUGUGCUGGAAUGUAAAGAUGUCUGGCCACUGGGGUUCUAUCUGGUUCUUGGAUAUAUCGGCGUCCUCUCCUGCAUUUGCUUCAUCCUGGCCUUUCUGGGUCGGAAACUUCCGGACACGUUUAACGAGGCCAAGCUGAUCACGUUCAGCAUGCUGAUAUUUUUCGCAGUUUGGAUCUCGUUUAUUCCGGCGUACAACGGCACACCGGGGAAAUACACUGUCGCGGUGGAGAUGUUCGCCAUCCUGGCCUCCACUUUCGGCCUGCUGUUCUGCAUCUUCGCUCCUAAAUGCUACAUCAUUCUGCUGAGGCCUGAACUCAACACCAAAAAAGGACUGACUGGAAAAAGCUCAAAAUGAGGCAUUCUUAUAAUAUGCGGUCCUAUAGGGCCUAUACUGUAUGGCCAGAACAACACGGACAAUCCUGCUUAGGUGUACAAAAUCCCAUUAAAAGCUCAACCCUCAUUAAACACCUUUGGGAUUGAUUGGAACCUCAACUGGGAAGCCGGCCUUCUCAUCCAACAUCGGUGCCUGACCUCACAACAAAGUCUCAGAGCAGAGGCUGUUAUAAUAAUAAAUACAAAGGAUGCACGCUCAGGGUCAGGUUAGACCAAUGCACAUCAAGUCAACUUAGUUUUUAAAUAAUAUGGACAAAGUGUACUUCAGUUCUAGUCUUUAGCACUGCUGCUUUGUGUGGAUGGCUGGUAAACUCUAUUAACUCUAUAAUACUUUAGAAAAUUAUAAUGUGAAUGGUGGCCUACAGGUGGCGCUGGAGUAAACCAGUGAGGUUUCUAUAUAAUACUGUAAUAAUAAUUGUAAUAAUAAUAAUAAUAGAAAUAAGCCUGUGAUUGUUUUAGCAAGAAGAUGCCGGGCCUCAUUCUGCACAUACAACUACAAAGUGCGUGUGCUUGAGCGGCCUGCCUGUGGUGCAUCAUGAAGAGGACGGCGAGCACGGACUGUCGAGCACCUGAAGUCUCGUAUCAAGCAAAACUGCAACCAUUAGUGUUCUCAGUUCCCCACACAUUAAAACAUCUCAUAAAUAGGAAAGCUGAUGGAACACGGGGGGAACAUGCCCCCAUCCUGACUUUUUUGGAGUGU